Molecule: messenger RNA, 609 nt
Organism: Brassica napus (rape)
Lineage: Eukaryota; Viridiplantae; Streptophyta; Magnoliopsida; Brassicales; Brassicaceae
Exons: 2
Coding region: 1-609 (202 amino acids)
Source: RefSeq, a predicted model, not a curated record
AUGCUAGCGCCAUCAGUUCCCCCAGGUUUUCGUCAUCUACCUAAUGUAGUGGCUCGUGAGGUGUUUGAGGAAAUGCAGUUAUACAUGAACUGUGUUGAUCCAGAAGAGAGGCGAAUUAGGGAAUUUCGUAUGAAAAAAGUUUUGUCAGACCUAUCUAAAGAUCCAAUCGCCCAAAGAUCUUGUCUUAGACUGGAGAGUCAACCAGUUAUAUCCACAGCUCUCAAUACUAAUGUGGAUAGAGUUUUUGACUUCAGACUCGCAGAGCAUCACAGAGAACUUAACGAGACUGAGAACAUCAAGAAUGCCAGUUCUUCUCAUGGGGGACAUAAAAUGCCAGAGAACCCUCUUGUGAUCCAAGAAGAAGCUUCGGUCUCUGAUAGCAGGAGCGGACAGAAAGUUGGGAAACGCAAACAAGCAUCAUGGACUAGGAGACAACAUAAGCACAAUGAGAAGAAAUCAGUUGCUGAAAUGGCUGAAAAGAAGACUGAUCUCAAUGACGGGGAUAGAAACAUUAAAAGAAAGGCGGCAGAAUAUGGAGAGGUGUCUUCUAAGACUUACAAACAGGCUGACGGUUUGAUGGUUCACCAGAAACCAUCCACGUCUCCAUGA